Molecule: messenger RNA, 5051 nt
Organism: Bombus terrestris (buff-tailed bumblebee)
Lineage: Eukaryota; Metazoa; Arthropoda; Insecta; Hymenoptera; Apidae
Product: hornerin
Exons: 9
Coding region: 816-4208 (1130 amino acids)
Biological process (GO): positive regulation of transcription by RNA polymerase II; negative regulation of transcription by RNA polymerase II; cell fate commitment
Molecular function (GO): DNA-binding transcription factor activity, RNA polymerase II-specific; RNA polymerase II cis-regulatory region sequence-specific DNA binding; zinc ion binding
Source: RefSeq, a predicted model, not a curated record
CCUCUGAAAUUGAAGUGCAACGCAUUCGGGUUCGUGCUUGGCUGACACGCGCAAUCCGAUUCGACUCAAGUCGAUCAAGACUCGAUUCGAUUAGAUCCAACUCGAUACGAUCCAAUCCGAUUGGAUCGAACACCAUUAGGCUGAAUCGAUUUAACUCCAUCCGAUUUGAUUCGAUCAUCCACAGAGUUCUAUUUCUCUCUCUCUCUCUCUCUCUUUCACACACAAAUACGCGCGCACAUAUGCACACACAUGUAUAUGCACAUGCAUACAUACUCCGUUAUGCAUGCUCUCAUUCUCACUCUAUCGGUUCUUUCGCUCUUUUGCUUUCUCGCUCUGUCGUUCUUUUCGUCGAGUGCCCUCUUUGUUAGCUCCACUCUGCUCACUGGUCUCCUCUGUGUACAUAAUGCACACCAGCCUCGCUACCGAUCUUAGAACAGUGGUCAACGCGUACACGAUCCUAAUCGGCAAACGGUGAAAUUUGAAGGAACCUUUGAAGGGAUUGCGAGUAAUAAGAUAAUUUGUAUAUCGUUGGAAUUUGCAGCGGUUAAACAAGUGUUGGCUGUGUUGUAAAUUCCCGUUUAUGUCACUUGUUCUGUGAAAGUACAAACAAUCGUGAUAGCCAUCGAGUUUCUAACCUCGACUGUAGUAUUACAAGUAUACAAGUGUGACACGAAAAAAGUAACGCGCGAAGGGACGUUCGAUUCGAGAUUCGAGUUUCGAAAAGUUGUCGAAGUUUCGAGAACGAUCCCACCGAAGAUUCGUCCAACGGAGGAGUUUGGCUUCGCGCGGUACCGACAUCAAGAAACGGGAGAGGGAUGAAGAGUAGGAAAUCCGAUGAUGAAAUUCGUGAAGAAAUGGCGAAACAUCGACGACACAUCGACGAAUACGAGUUGACGGAAUACAUGGACGACACGGCGACGGACUACGCCACAGAAAGGAAAGCGAGAUGCGUAAAAGUGGUCGGGGGUAGCGUGGAAGGGUACGACGACCAAGAAUCGAUCAGGCUGAUGCGAAUCGAGAGCGGGAGAUCGGUAGCCGUGCAACUUUUUCGACAACAGCAACAACUGGACGACCAGGAGAGGGAAUGGCAAAGGCAACGACAACGGCAACCGCAACGCCACCAACAGUUACCUUACGAAAAGCAUGGAACCGAAGAAGGCGGGGACAUGGUAGGCGGGCUGGAGGCGGGACAGCAGGAAAUUGAAAAUGGCGCGGUCGAAGAGGCGAGUAACGCCGAACCGGUGGUUACGAUUCUCGUCUCGACGGAACAGGAAAACGACGUCGACGCCGUUUACGGCAUGCACUCGCUCAACUUCGUCAGCCAGGAUUCCGACGUAGGAGAAAGGGGUUAUCGCGAUCAGGAUUCGGGCGAGUACGGGGGCGGCGAUUCCUCGAAACAGGAGGAGCAGCAACAACAGCAACAGGUCUCCCAACCCCUUUACCAGCAGCAUCACCAACAACGGCAGCGUAGGCAGCCACAGCCGCAGCAGGACCACCACCUCCACAACCCCCACUACGAUUACGACCACGACCACCACCACCACCACCACCAACACCAACACCAUCGGUCGCAGUACGUUCAACUAGGGGCGAGAGAAGUAUCGGUUACCGAGGGUGGGGAUAACGGACGGUCGGGCGAGGUCUGCGCGUUGUCGGAGGAAAAUCGGGCCGGCAGUCACGCGCUUCGCUCUACCAUGCAUCGUUAUGGUAGCGAGUCGCUCUCGCCGACUGCGACCGAUCACCACCACCACCAGCACCAUCACCACCACCACUCUCAGCGCCACCACCAUCAACAGCACCAUCAUCACCAACAGCAGCAGCAGCAGCAGCACUUACAAUCGGACGCGACCCAACAAAGUGUGGUACUCUCUUCGGCAAGUCAUCGUCAUUUGGAGGAACAAGAAGCGCAUUCGCUCUCGCACUCGCACUCGCAAUCGGUGCCUCAUCAAGAGACGGACGAGGAUACGGAGAGAACGAGUGGAAUUACCGCGGCCAUGAGAGGCGCUCGUGGAGAUUUUACCCUUGGUAUGUUGUUUCCGAAUCUUAGCACCACCGGUGCGGCCAGUUCGGCCGGCGACGUCGGUGCGAACGACGGCCAUCAACAACAACACGGUCACCAUCAUCAUCAUCAUCACCACUUGGAAGAAGUAUUACCGGAUGCCGCGUACCUCCAACAUCAGAUACGGGCGAGCGGAGGUGGUGGAGGUACCGGUAACGGUAAUAACGGCGGUGCGGAUGGCGGGGGCGGAGGUGGAGGUGGCGCGGAGGGUAAUGGUGGCGGUGGUACUGGUAGCGGCGGCGGAGGUUCACCGACUCUCCGAACCGGCAGUUCACCGGGUUCCAGUCGCAGUCCGCACGACGAUCAACAACUAUCGUCGCCUCAUCGUCAAGGACAAUCGGAGGGAGGAGGAUACAGCCCGAGCGAGCACGGUAGGCAAUCGUACGCUCACUUGACCGCUAUGCAACCACCGUCUUCGGUUCAAGCCAAUCACGGUCUCGGCCAGGACACCAGCGAUCGUGUAUCCGAUCAGCUAUACAUGGACUCGAUAUACGCUCAUCACACGGUAGGAACGGCUCAUCAUCAUCAAGAUCACGAGGCAGGCUCGUCGACGCCGCACUCGCCUACAGGCCCGCUUUCCAGUCCGUUGUAUCGUUCGAUGAGCAGCGUGACCGGUAUGGCCGCGGCUAGCGCGACGGGAACCGCUGGUGCUUACGGGCUUCCUUACAUGACCGGCAGCCCCACGGAAUUGACCGCCACGCCGCAGCAAUUGUGGAACGCGCAAGGCUUAGGGACGACAGGCCUUUCUACAAUUUCGGAGGAUUACGGCAGUAGUGGUAAAUCAUCGGGUACGGUGACUCAUCAGGCCCUGCCAGCCUUUUCGCAACCGUUCUGCGGCAGGCCAAGUUUUCGAGGAUACAGCCCGUCGUAUUCGACGCAGCAGAACACUACCGGAGUAGGAGCCACCGUAGAACCUUCGACCUGGAGCUACGGUUCGCCUUCGAACGACACCCUGGCCACUCAAUAUGCCGCUCCUUCCAGGCGACAACCCGUCGUCAACUCUCCGUCAACUCCGGCGCAACAUCAGCUGACAGCCACUGCCAGCCUUAGCGCAAUGCACAACAUCGAGGCGGAAUACUUUACGGAGGGCCGUGAGUGUGUAAAUUGUGGCGCAAUUUCCACUCCGCUGUGGCGACGAGAUGGUACGGGCCACUACCUGUGCAACGCGUGCGGUCUCUACCACAAGAUGAACGGAAUGAAUCGACCCUUGGUGAAGCAGCCACGGCGAUUGUCCGCUUCGAGACGAGUGGGCACGUCGUGCAGCAAUUGCCAAACGACGAUGACGUCGUUAUGGCGCAGGAACACGUUAGGUGAGCCCGUUUGCAACGCAUGCGGGCUCUAUUUCAAAUUGCACGGCGUGAACAGACCUCACGCAAUGAAAAAGGACAGCAUUCAAACCAGGAAGAGGAAGCCAAAGAUGAAAUCGACCGAUGCGACGGCGAUCGCCGGCACCGUCGCUUCCUGUACAGGCAACGGUGAGAUGGUUCUCGAGGGGGAUACGCGCGGUUUCGUCCCUGGACCCGGCGAUAUCGUGCCCAUGCAAGCUGGACGCGGACUUCGUAUGAUGGCACCGCGAGUCGAGUCCACGCGUUCAGGAACGUCUAGCACGAUAGAAUGCGUUUCCGCGAGCCACGCCACCUCAGCUCGUCAUAACGGAAACACCAGCAUCACCACCGCCAGCAACAACAACAGCAAUAACAACAACAACGCUAACAGCAGCAACAACAACGUAAAAUUGGAGCCAGGCACGUACGGAGAAUUGAGGAUGAACCAUACCGCAGUGCCUCAGGUGACCUACGGCAGCAACCUGUACGGCAGUCCACAGUCAGCCAGCCGAAUCGUCUCUUAUCAAUCGGAAAUGUAUUACGAUAUGAUCGCCUCGCAGCAACAACAACCGCAGCAGCAGCAACAACAGCAUCAACAUCAGCAGCUACUCGAGACGCACUCGCCGAAAGUCGAAUGCCCGUCGCCUCCUUGCGCGAAUCGAUCGCCGGUCAUGAUAUCCGCGAGUCAUUCUCCCGAUCAUCAUCAACUCGCUUCCCCUCAUAUCGUAACGCUCGGCAAUUCGUCGCCCAACACGGCGGCCACUAAAAUUAUCCUCGACAACGGUCAUCUGGACAGACCGACGGUCGUCUCGAUAUCGUCGUAAAGCUCGUUCGUCGGCCAACGUUCGACGUUGAGAUGCAUGUCCAGCGUAUCGUAAUUUCGAAGAAGGUGCGAAAAAGGAGAAAAGGGGGGGAACGACGUCUGUUCGAUGAACGAGCACGAGGACGAACGUUUAUCGCGGUUCGCGAGUCGAUGAGAGAAGAACGAAAGGAAACGAAAAAGGAAAGGAAAUGUCUUUCGUCGUUUCUUUUCGUUCCAACUGUCCUCUCGUUGGUGCGUGCGCUGUUAGAGCAGCAAAAACGAUAGAACGGACGAAAGACGCGUAAACGAAUCGUUCGAUUCGUUGAAAAGAGGUGGUCGCCUAGCGCGGGGCUAGUUACUCGUACCCUUCAUAGACCCGUUAUAAUCCUAAGAUCGGUGAAAGAAGUGGUAAAUAGGAGUACGUAGAAAGAGUUAAAGAUUUUACUGAUUAUAUGUUGAAAAGAUCGAUUUGAGAGAAUGGACGUUGGAUACUUUCUGUGUAAAUAGGAAAUACAUGUUAUUAGAAAGUAAUAAGCGUAGAUUCGAAGCGCGAACUGUGCGCGUCGAAUCGGAAGCGUUGGAAAACUAAAAAUAAUCGUUAUCUAUUGCGAUCUAAUUGUAGCAUCGCGUCACCUUGCGACGUUCAACUCGUUCAAAUGCACUACGACGUAUAUAUGUAUAUCACGAUACGAUGCAGAAAAUUGUAAUUUUAUAACGCGUUACGAUAAUGUAAUUAUGUCGGCGACUGAACAUCGACGAUCAGCGACUAAAUGUUGCAUGUUACGUUUCAACAUGUUGGUAUAUUAUCAAAGUGUUCUGUAUCGAAUCGAUUAUUUUUAAAUAAAAAGGGAUAUUUAAAUCGGAA